Messenger RNA from Leptinotarsa decemlineata (Colorado potato beetle), 1179 nucleotides. RefSeq names its product peptidoglycan recognition protein. The record is from RefSeq and is a predicted model, not a curated record. NCBI's taxonomy places the organism in Eukaryota, Metazoa, Arthropoda, Insecta, Coleoptera, Chrysomelidae. Gene Ontology annotation, biological process: peptidoglycan catabolic process. Gene Ontology annotation, molecular function: N-acetylmuramoyl-L-alanine amidase activity; zinc ion binding.
AAUCAGCUCGGACAGAAACAUCUAAAGAAGAAGAUCAUAUAGGGGUUAAUAAACGGAAGACAUUAAUGAAGGUUUCUUUAUGGCUAAUGCUAGCUCUUUACGUGCCGCCAACCACUGCUCAAAAUAUUUUAUAUUUGAGAAACGAUUGGGGAGCAGAACCUCCAAAACAGUAUAACGAUGUUACCCAUCCUGUACAUAUGGUUGUAAUGAAACAUACCGGAGGGAGAUAUUGCGAUAACUUCAUAGACUGUUCCAAAGGAGUCAAAGAAUUACAGGAAUAUAGUGUUACAAUAGGAUCGCCUGACAUUUAUUGUAACUUCCUCAUAGGAGGUGAUGGAAAUAUAUUCGAAGGGAGGGGAUGGGGUGUUCAACCACAGGAUAGAAACAACACAGUUGAUAUAGUUUUUAUCGGAAACUAUAAUAUCGAUGAAAUUAAUUUCCGUAUGAUUGAUGCAGCGAAGGUUCUCAUGCAAACCGGAGUUGAGAAAAAGUAUUUGGAAGAGGAUUAUAUAGUUGUUUGUCACAAUCAAACCGUGAACACACUUAGCCCAGGACGAAACGUUUUCAAUGAGGUUCAGAAAUGGGAUCAUUACGAUAGAAAUUUGUAUUUCAAAAAUUAACGAACUGAGCUUCGGUUUCAAACAACACCCUGAAAGCAUUCUUAUAGUAUGCGUCAUGCAAAACAAGAAAUUCAAGAAAGAAGAUUGUCCAAGUCAACAAAAAAAAACACGAUAAUUCCCAAAAAUCAUUCUGGUAUCCCACACAUAUUGAAAAAUACAAAUUGAAUUCACGAAAGGAGUUUGCCUUCGUCUGAAAAAGUACUUUUGUUUCUUAUAGGUCUACUGAUCGAAAGCCAUAGUUCAUCUUAUUUUUGUAACACAUUGAUUGAGUCCAGAAUUUUCAACGACUCUAUAUAUUUGAAAAGGAAUUGGAAGCCGUUUGCUACAAUUUUCAUAUGAGUGAGAAUGGAAAUGUUUUAUGUGAAAGAGAGUGAAAUAUUUCUAAUUAUUUUAUAUUUAUUGGAAUUGGCUCAGUUGUAAUGUUUGAAUGUAACACUUUCACUAAUGCUUUCAGUAACUCUUUCAAACUAAAAAGGCUUUGGAAAAAAUUUUGAAAUGCUUCAUUUUGGUUGGUCAUAAUCAAACUACAGAUACAUUGUUAAUAAACUUAUCAAAAACU